AUGAAGUCCGCAUCGGUCUGUGGCCUCUGCGCCUCGCUGCUCGCGGCCACUGCCUCGGCCCUCACUAUUCAGGAGAUCAACGGCAACCGCUACCUUUCGCCCUACAAUGGCCAGGAGGUGACCAACGUCACAGGCAUCGUCACGGCCAAGAGCAGCGCCGGCGUCUACAUCCGCAGCGUCCGUCGCUCGUGCGACCGCCGUGUCUCGGACGCCCUGUACCUCUACGGCUCGCAGCUGGCCGGCAACGCAUCUAUCGCAGUGGGCGACAAGAUCACUGUCGAUGGCAAGGUCACCGAGUACCGCUCCACCGAUGCGUACCUGUACCUGACCGAGCUGUCGUUCCCUGUCGUCAGGGCCAUCACCAAGAAUGUCACCCAGAUCAAGCCCCUGGUGAUUGGCAAGGACACCUACAAGCCUCCCACCGAGCAGUUCUCCAGCCUCGACGGAGGCGACGUCUUUGCUGUGCCCAACAACAAGACACAGAUCUCGGUUGCCAACCCUGUUCUAGACCCAGAGCACUACGGCAUGGACUUUUGGGAAAGCUUGAGCGGCGAGCUCGUGACUGUUCGAGCGCCGGUGGCCAUCUCGAAGCCCAGCAAGUACGGCGAGACUUGGGUUGUUGGCGACUGGCCUACGACUGGCAAGAACGGCCGCGGCGGUCUGACUCUCAGCGACAAGGAUGCCAACCCCGAGUCGGUCAUCAUCGGCCGCCCUCUUGACGGCACUAGCAACCUCAAGAGCUACAAGAUUGGUGACAAGUUUCAGGACAUCACUGGCAUCGUCACCUACCAGUUUGGCUUCUACUACAUCCUGCCGACCACCAAGCUCGCUCUGACGGGGUCUGCCGAGCCCACCCUGCCGCCGCCGACCAGCCUGACCAGCGAUGGCACCUGUUCCGGCAUCACUGUUGGUGACUACAACAUUGAGAACUUUGCCCCGAGCAACACCAAGCAUGUCAGCAAUGUCGCCGGCCACAUCUACAACUACCUGAAGACCCCCGAUAUCCUCUUCGUCCAGGAGGUCCAGGACAACACCGGUCCCACUGACAAUGGCGUCGUUGACGCGAACGUUACCCUCUCCACCUUGACUGCCGCCAUCAAGAAUAUCAGCGGUGUCGAGUACGCUUUCGCCUCCGUCGACCCCCUCGACAAGCAGGACGGCGGCCAGCCCGGAGGCAACAUCCGCGUCGCCUACCUGUACCGCUCUGACGUGCUGCGUCUGCGCAAGCCUAAUCCUGGCGGCUCGCUCGACGCCAACGCGGUUCUCGACGGGCCGACUCUCAAGUACAACCCCGGCCGUAUCGACCCGACCAACCCGGCCUGGACCUCGAGCCGCAAGCCUCUGGUCGCUGAGUGGGAGACCCUGGACGGCAAGAACAACUUUUUCACGGUCAACGUCCACUGGGAGUCCAAGGGCGGCAGCACCUCCCUGCAGGGCGACGUGCGCCCUCCCGUCAAUCUGCCCGUUGAGAAGCGCACCCAACAGGCCAACAUUACUGCUACUUUCAUCGCCGACAUCCUCGAGAAGGACCCCAACGCGUCCGUCAUCAUGGCCGGAGACUGCAACGAGUUCUCCGUCGUGCUGCCCAUCAUCACCUUUGAGCAGGUCUCCGGCAUGGUCGACCUGGACGUCGCGGCCGGUAUCCCCGUCACCGAGAGGUACACCUACACCUUUGCCAACGACAUGGAGGAGAUUGACCACACGUUCAUCAGCCCCGCCAUCGCCAGGAAGGGCGUCAAGGCAGAGCACAUCCACAUCAACACGUGGGUCAGCUUCGAUGAUGCUGUGUCCGACCACGACCCGACGGUUGCUAAGCUGAACUUGUGCAAGUAA
Molecule: messenger RNA, 1833 nt
Organism: Thyridium curvatum
Lineage: Eukaryota; Fungi; Ascomycota; Sordariomycetes; Thyridiales; Thyridiaceae
Exons: 3
Coding region: 1-1833 (610 amino acids)
Molecular function (GO): catalytic activity
Source: RefSeq, a predicted model, not a curated record